AUGACGAGAAAGGUGGGAGCCCGAAAUCUUGGCGCGGUGCAGCAUGCGGACAAUGUACGACAGCGACCCGCAGAUACAGCAGACUCGUCAACAACAACAGCAGCAGCACCGCUCCUUGGUCGUGGACAACCACCGUGCAGGACAUGGUUCCAGGCAUUAAAUUGGGGCAACGAAGAGCUCAGCUUCAACGCCAGCAGUGUCAGGGGUGACAGCGAGAAUGACGCGACGGCUGGGACUAGCAGUAGCUCAAUGUUAGUGCAGCACGUUCCACUGGUGGCACGGACAUCAAUAGAGAUGGCGGUGGUUCCGUCGAAUACUUCGAGCCGACCUCCAGCGCGAAACGUGGCUACAAGUUUAGCCACACAGUGUCACCGGAUACAUGGGAUAGAGCAAUGGAGAGCAGAUGCUCCACAGCAGGAAAAGAAUCUACACGCCGCUACCAACAUUUACGGUGUGCACUUUGCAGCUCUCCAUCGCCGCGUGAAAAAGCGUGCGCAGGUAGGACAUUCGUCCAAGGGCGCCAAUGGCUACUUUUUCAGAGCGAUGAGGUCGGAAUUAUUGGUUAAUGUGACUGCGUUGCGCAAGCUUUCGGACAUCUUGGUGGCGAAUGCGCGCGAGCUGAUGCUGUUCAUGAAUUUACAGCGGGCAAGCGGGAGUGCGAUACUUGAUGUUAGUGCUUCAGUACCCAUUGUUAUUCUUGUUCCAGUCGUGGUUGAAGCAAAUAGAGCCAGGAAGGUGAAGAAAUGUUCGUGGGCCAUUGCGGGAACGCACUUUCAACUAAUUUGA
Molecule: messenger RNA, 786 nt
Organism: Peronospora farinosa
Lineage: Eukaryota; Oomycota; Peronosporomycetes; Peronosporales; Peronosporaceae
Source: the annotation of a GenBank genome assembly